CAAAACAUCAAAUCAACAACUUUUUUCCUUUUUCUCUUAUUUCCUUAUUUCCUUUGUCAGGUCUUAUUUCCUUACAAACCUUCGCUUCUUCUCAGUCGUCUGUCACAGUUUCUUCGUCGCUUUCAAACAAAAAACUGUUUUAAUUUUUCGACAAUCUCAUACCAUUAUGCAUUCUACAAUCUUUGCUCUUGUUGCCGUUGCUGGCUAUGUCUCUGCUGGACCUACCGCCCGCUCUCAGACUGAGUGUUCAGGUGUUGGCCAGUUCUACACUUGUGCGAACAAUGGUUUCCGCGGUUAUUGCUCCGUUGAUCCUUGUGCCAUAAAGUGGUGCACUGAUUUCGUCGAGGGUACUUGCGAUCCCGUCUUUAUCACCAAGCCUGUUGUUGCUACCGAGACCGAGGAAGAGGAAGAAGAGCACUGGGAGCCUGAGACUACUCCCGUUUCUCUUCCUGAGGGCCAAUGCGCCCCCGGCACUGGUUUCUUCCAGGUCUGCUCCAACGGGUUCAAGGGCUGCUGCAAGUCCGACGCCUGUGCUGGCAAGGACGCUAUCUGCCCUGAUGACAAGAAGGUCAAGCGCACUGACGACCCUACUGUCUGCGCUCCCGGCACCGGUUUCUUCCAGUCUUGUUCCAACGGCUUCAGAGGCUGCUGCAAGUCUGACGCUUGUACCGGUACCGCUGGUGUCUGCCCCGACAACAAGCCCGAGGCCCCCAAGCCCAAGCCUGAGACCUGGGAGCACAAGCCUGAGACUACCACUAAGACUGCUCCUGCUUCUCUCCCUGAUGGACAGUGUGCUCCUGGUACCGGCUUCUUCCAAGUCUGCUCUAAUGGCUUCCGCGGCUGCUGCAAAUCUGAUGCUUGCACUGGCAACGCUGGUGUCUGCCCCGAUCAGAAGACCAAGCGAUCUGACGACCCUACCGUCUGCCCCCCUGGAACCGGCUUCUUCCAGUCUUGCUCCAACGGUUUCCGUGGAUGCUGCAAGUCUGAUGCCUGCUCUCAAUCUCAGCCCAUCUGCCCUGACGCCAUCGCUAAGCGCUCCGAUGACCCCACCGUCUGCCCUCCCGGAACCGGCUUCUUCCAAUCUUGCUCCAACGGCUUCCGCGGCUGCUGCAAGGGCGAUGCCUGCGGUAACACCUGGUGCCCCGACUACAAGACCGGCACCUACGAGCCCGCCCAGACUCUCAAGGUCAAGGCUCGCUCUGAUGGUACUUGCCGCCCUGGUACCGGUUUCUUCCAGGUCUGCGCCAACGGCUUCAAGGGAUGCUGCAAGAAGGACGCCUGCUCUCAGAAGAAGCCCGUCUGCCCCAAGUAAGAGGCAUUCUUCUCUUCAAAUUUUCCAGUAAUGGUUUUACAUUGGCAUAGCGUUGCAUAGAACAUUACUAGCGUGCAUAGAUAGAUAUGGUGUUUGUCGAUUUUGUUUGGAACAGUCCUUUAUGAGUUAUUAUGGCAUUUGAUUGAGCUACUAUUCUUGAUAUUUACUUAUUUAGAGCAUUGAUUUUGUCGGACACGAUAAAAAUCUAACUAAUACACUCCUUUAAAAAAA
Fusarium oxysporum Fo47 is the source of this 1543-nucleotide messenger RNA. RefSeq lists its product as uncharacterized. Bases 167 to 1312 code for a protein of 381 amino acids. The record is from RefSeq and is a predicted model, not a curated record. NCBI's taxonomy places the organism in Eukaryota, Fungi, Ascomycota, Sordariomycetes, Hypocreales, Nectriaceae. The transcript has a single exon.